This is a messenger RNA of Dromiciops gliroides (monito del monte), 786 nucleotides long. Its product is annotated as basic proline-rich protein-like. The transcript has 2 exons. Bases 1 to 786 code for a protein of 261 amino acids. Lineage: Eukaryota; Metazoa; Chordata; Mammalia; Microbiotheria; Microbiotheriidae. The record is from RefSeq and is a predicted model, not a curated record.
AUGCGUCUCCUAACACAAACCACCUGCAUGCACUUCCUUGUCCGCGCCGCUGGUACCAUGAGGAGGGGCAGGGAGGGGGUCUGCCCUGGUCGCCGGGCUCCCUUCCCCUCCGGGGAGCUGUCAAAGGCCCGAAGACGCCCGUCUGAGCCCCUCGCCGGCAAGGCUUCCGGACUCCCUGCACUUCCCCGACCCCCCCCACCCCCCCACCCCGCCCCAGCCUCACGCUGCAGCCAGAGGGGGAAGGUCACGACGGGAGCGUUGCGCCCCCCCCCCCUACCGCGCCGGCCUCGCGCUCAGCAUCGCCCCCCCCCUUACCGUCCGCUCUCACUCACGCACGUGGCCUCGAUCUCCUCCGACCCCCCUCCUACCCCGUCUCCCUUCCCCCCCCACCCCCCCAACAAGAAGCGGCCCCAAGUUGGUCUUACCGCCCGCCCAGGGCCUCCCUUGGCGGGGCGGGCCGCCCCUUCCUGCCUCCCCAGACAGGGGCUCUGCGGGUCCUCACUCUCGUCCCCGCCGCGUCCUUUCCUCUCUCGUCUCUGGUCCCUCGCCUCCCUGUGCCCGCUCCCUCACUCACUCCUCACCCCCGUGCGCAAGAGCAGAGAGGCUCUGAGCGCCAGCAUCCCACGUCCCCGAGGCCGUGUGGCGAAGCGGACGUUGGCGCCACCUACUGGCCAUCGAAGGGAACAGCCGCUCUUGAGGGCGGGGCGAGCAAGGGAAGAGCCAAGGCAGGCGCCGAGCCCCACAAACGAAGCUUCUCGGCUACAGUGGGCUUGGCAUCGUUUUUAA